Molecule: messenger RNA, 2590 nt
Organism: Macrobrachium nipponense
Lineage: Eukaryota; Metazoa; Arthropoda; Malacostraca; Decapoda; Palaemonidae
Product: heat shock cognate 71 kDa protein-like
Exons: 2
Coding region: 145-2094 (649 amino acids)
Cellular component (GO): nucleus; cytoplasm; plasma membrane
Molecular function (GO): ATP binding; ATP-dependent protein folding chaperone
Source: RefSeq, a predicted model, not a curated record
GUGGGGGAUAAGGAUUUGGGGAGCCGGGAAGCUCGCCAGCGACGCCGCCAUCAUCGUCCUCAUACGAGCGUAGACCACGAGACCGGCCUGAGCCCACUUAAUUCGUUUUCGACUAAGUUACUUCGAAAUUGCUGACUUUGGAACAUGGCUAAAAGUGCAGCUGUCGGGAUUGACCUGGGUACCACCUACUCAUGUGUAGGUGUGUUCCAGCAUGGAAAGGUAGAAAUCAUUGCCAAUGAUCAGGGCAACCGAACCACUCCAUCAUAUGUUGCUUUCACCGAUACAGAGCGUCUUAUUGGUGAUGCUGCCAAGAACCAAGUUGCUAUGAAUCCCAACAACACUGUAUUUGAUGCCAAGAGGCUCAUUGGUCGUAAGUUUGAAGAUCAUGUAGUGCAGUCCGACAUGAAACAUUGGCCCUUUACAGUCAUUAAUGACAGCACGAAGCCCAAAAUUCAAGUUGAUUACAAAGGAGAGACCAAAACCUUUUUCCCAGAAGAGAUCUCCUCAAUGGUGCUUAUUAAGAUGAAAGAAACUGCAGAAGCCUUUUUGGGUGGUACUGUAAAGGAUGCUGUCGUCACAGUCCCUGCCUAUUUCAAUGACUCCCAGCGUCAGGCCACCAAAGAUGCUGGUACAAUCUCUGGUCUCAAUGUGCUCCGUAUCAUCAAUGAGCCCACUGCUGCUGCCAUCGCAUAUGGGCUGGACAAGAAAGUUGGUGGAGAACGUAAUGUUCUGAUUUUUGAUUUAGGUGGUGGCACUUUUGAUGUAUCUAUUCUAACUAUUGAAGAUGGCAUUUUUGAAGUGAAGUCUACUGCUGGUGACACACAUUUAGGUGGUGAAGAUUUUGAUAACAGAAUGGUUAACCAUUUCAUUCAAGAAUUCAAGAGAAAAUACAAGAAAGAUCCUUCCGAAAACAAGCGUGCUCUACGUCGUUUACGUACUGCUUGUGAGCGUGCCAAGCGUACUCUUUCAGCCUCUGCUCAAGCUAGUGUUGAGAUUGAUUCUCUGUAUGAAGGUAUUGAUUUUUACACUUCUAUUACUCGUGCCAGGUUUGAGGAACUUUGUGGUGACUUGUUCCGUGGCACCCUUGAGCCAGUUGAGAAGUCUCUGAGAGAUGCAAAAAUGGACAAAGCCCAAAUCCAUGACAUUGUCCUUGUUGGAGGUUCCACCAGAAUUCCAAAGAUUCAGAAGCUGUUACAGGAUUUCUUCAAUGGAAAGGAGCUCAACAAAUCCAUCAAUCCUGAUGAAGCUGUAGCUUAUGGUGCAGCUGUACAGGCAGCCAUAUUGUGUGGUGACAAGUCUGAAGCAGUUCAAGAUUUGUUGCUUUUGGAUGUAACACCACUGUCUCUUGGUAUUGAAACUGCUGGUGGUGUCAUGACUGCCCUUAUAAAAAGAAACACCACCAUUCCAACCAAACAGACCCAGACCUUUACCACCUAUUCUGACAACCAGCCUGGAGUGCUCAUUCAAGUUUACGAAGGAGAACGUGCCAUGACAAAAGACAAUAACAUUUUGGGUAAGUUUGAGCUGACUGGUAUUCCCCCAGCGCCAAGGGGAGUGCCACAAAUCGAAGUAACAUUUGAUAUUGAUGCUAAUGGUAUUCUAAAUGUAUCUGCUGCUGACAAGUCCACAGGCAAAGAGAACAAGAUCACCAUCACUAAUGAUAAGGGCCGCUUGAGCAAGGAAGAGAUUGAGCGAAUGGUGCAAGAGGCCGAGAAGUACAAAGCUGACGAUGAGAAACAGCGGGAGCGUAUCUCUGCCAAGAACAACCUGGAGUCUUACUGUUUCAAUAUGAAGUCCACUGUUGAAGAUGACAAAUUCAAGGAUAAGGUUCCUGAGGAUGAUCGCAACAAGAUCAUGGAAGCCUGUAAUGAUGCCAUCAAGUGGCUCGACACUAAUCAGCUUGGGGAGAAGGAAGAAUAUGAACACAAACUGAAGGAAAUUGAACAGAUAUGUAAUCCUAUCAUCACCAAAAUGUACCAAGCAGCUGGUGGUGCUCCUCCAGGUGGUAUGCCAGGAGGUUUUCCAGGUGCCCCAGGGGCUGGUGCUGCUCCUGGUGGUGGUUCAUCAGGCCCCACAAUUGAAGAGGUCGAUUAAAUGUGCUCGACUCAUUGAAACUUCACUGUUUCCAGUCUUGGAAUAACCGAAUGUAGGAAAUUUUUAAAGUAAAUUUUAGUUUGCAAACUGAACACUGGAUGACUACAUACAUCAUUAGUGCAAUGCACCACUCACCUAGAUCAAAAAUGUUGAUGCCAACAUUAAUUCCCAAAUGUUGCACUUUGAUAUUAAGGUUACUCACAUUUUACAUAGAAUGAGUAUGAAAUCUCUUAAAGGGUGUGGGAAUGUGCCUUAUUUUGAAGUGGUUUUUAAGUGGACUCAUAGUACCAAAGAAAUUUCAUUCCAGUUAACCUUGUUCUUUUUGGAAUUAUGUUAAUUGAGCUCAUUUUAUUUUUUGUAUUUUUCUAUUAUUAAAUUUCCAUCCAUUCCUGUGAGAACCUGAGUAAUAAGAAAACCAUUAAAAGUAUUUUGAGAAAAGUGUUUAAUGAUUUGAAUUUUUAGUGUCAUUCCAACAAAAUACAUUAUACAUAAUAAA